AAUAGAACCAUAAAAGGUUUCAAAAUUACAAACAUUCAGGACAAUGGUUCUGGAACACUCGUUGAUUUCUCACAACCUGGUAAUGAAGGAUCUGGGAAUCUUGUUGAUGUUUUUGGACAUUCAUCUUCCGGGCGACAUCAAGAGCAGGCUCCAUCCAAUAUGGUUGGUACAGGAGAAGAAAUGGACAUUGCCAACAAGCACGACUAUCUCAAGUUCGUUGUGAAAAAUAAUGGAGUGUUGUACGAAGACGAGGUGAUUCAAAUCGGUUGCAAGCUGGAAGCCAGGACAAAUCUAGCACGUUUGGGAAUGUUUUACGGCAACAAGACAACACAUCCUUUCACUGACUUCAUCCCCACUGUUAGUUGCCCUGGAGUACUCGCGAUGCAACUUCAAGCGCAGGCAAAACCAAUGGAUCCGAUCGUGCAAGCGGGCACGCAGGUGCAACAGCUGAUCAAUUUUGUAUGUGUACAGGAGUUUGGAAGGAUGCCUAUUAUGCAAAUCAAAUUCGGCUAUACGGAUAGAACUGGUCAAUCUCACUCUUUUGAUAAGUCGGUGUACCUGCCAGUUUUCGUCAACAAGUUC
Messenger RNA from Cooperia oncophora, 582 nucleotides. The record is from the annotation of a GenBank genome assembly. NCBI's taxonomy places the organism in Eukaryota, Metazoa, Nematoda, Chromadorea, Rhabditida, Trichostrongylidae.